AGUCCAAUUUUCUUUUUCAAUCUUGGCCAUCUAAUUUUUGUAUAUUAAAUUUUGCUGACCCCACCAAUCUUGGCCCCUCUUUCCCCUUUCAAAACCUAAUUUCCUGCGUGAUGAGGUCUUGGUUGAAGGAGAACAGUGUUAUUUCAGUUUCCCUCUGCAAUUUUCGUACGGCUGAUGAUCUCAUGGAUUGCUUUGGAGAAGGUUUGGUAGGAGCGGUCCAUUCUGUCCUCUUCGAUGACCUAAUCGCGUCUGUUGAUGAAGUAUGGGAUGAAGGAGCAUAGUAUUUCUUCCCUUUUGUUCUUCAUAAUUCGUACUGCCCCUGAUGUCAUGGACUGCGUUGGAGGAGGUUUGGUAGAAGGGGAAGAUUGUGGGUUUCAAUUUGAUGUCGCCAGUCAUGGUCAUAUUUGCAGGCUCCCCUCACUGUAGAUAUUAUGAAGUUUGGGAGCAGUCGGGGAAGAACUGAGUUUUUAUGUCAGUUUAGUACAAGAGAGAAAACACUUUAACCCACGGUGAGAGCACUCAGACAUGGGGAAAGAGGGAUGGAGGUCUGUAUGUAGAGGAUUGAUGGAAGCUAGAUGACCAUAUGUGCCAAGGACAAGAGGUCGAUGAAGUUGAGCCCAUAAUGGAAGCUUUACCUAAUCUGGAACUAUGAGCUUGGAACCAUGAUAGAGAAGCAUGGAAGAUCAGACCAAGGUUUAUUAGGAAGUGGGAGAUGGCACCUACGGCUAAACCUUAUAAAUUUGCAACUUCUCUUGAUUGAUGCUAAGGUAAUUUUCUCCUUUUAUUUGUUUUUCACUGGUUGAAUGUCUUAAACGGAAUGUUGGAAUUUUACAGUGUUGAUGAGCUUGAAACCAUGGCUACUGCUGAACAUUUUAUGGCAACAUAUUUUGAAUUGGAGUCAACUAGAAGGUAUGUUGCAACUACUGUGACUUCAGUUCAUGAAAUGGAAAAUGGUUUCAAUCUAAAGAGGACCUUGCCAGCGCAGGAGCAACAAAGAGGCAUACUUUCUGUGUUUUGGUGCUGACCAAGCCUGCAAAUGGUGAAAUGGAACAAGGGGAACAAGAGAAACUAAAGUCAGAUUAUGAUCAAGUUGUGUCAGAUGUUACUGAGAUUACAGUUUCACUUUUUUGAAACAAGCACAAAUGUAUAUGUACUGUUGGCUCCAGUUGGAUUAGCAAUAUAUUGAUGUGUGGAUUUUAUUAUAAUUUUAUGUGGCUCUACAUUUUGUUGCUAUGAAAGUUGUACCUCCCUUGCCUUGAUAAAAAAAAACCUACUUAACAUUGUAUGUGAUUGUUUGUUUUUUCUAUGGUCCUUUGUUUUUCUGCUAUUGCUGUUGUCUUUGUUUAGUUUGCUGGUGCCGCAGAUCUUCAUGAAAAGGGUAGAUGAUGUUGCUGUCGUGUCCCGUUUCUGCUACUACCUUUUUCUUGCUGCUGCUGUUUGUUGAUCUUAUUUUGUUAGUGUUGUUUUCGUUUGUAUUUUUUACUCUUUGCUGUUUUCCUCUCUGUUUUCUCUUGUGCUAGGCUUUAAUCUCACUCGGGAGAGAUUGUUCCCUGGAAUCUCUUUUUAUCAAUUCAUGAUCUUUUCUUCUCAAAAAAGAAUACAUUGUAUGUGUUUGGUGUAUUGCUUUUUAGUUUAAAAAAUUCUUAUUCCUUUAGGAUAAUUCAAUAUACCUAUGUUUUUUUUUUCCUAUUCUUCACAUGAGUAGUUUGAAUAUGACUCUGCGUAGUCCACUUAGGAACCAAGAAAAACCUUAUUAAAGUAAGAGAAGUUUAUUGUAGGCUAAACAUCUCACACCUCAAUACUAUUUACACCUUAUAUUUCUCUCUCUUCUCUUCUAAUCACAAUUCUCAUUCUCUCUCAUUUCUCUUUCCCUUUCAUUCUUACUUACAAUUUUAGUAACUACGAAAACAUUUUUAUCUCUUACUUAUGUAUUGGAUGACCACUUUUUAUUUCUUAAUGUUAUAAGCCUAUUAGACAUUCCUCUGGGUUUAUCUUUGUCAUCUCUGUAUUUUUUUCAAAUUUUAGUAAAAUUCUAUCAUAAGGAAGAGUUGGUCAAUGCAUGUAUCUUCAUUUUUCAGUAAAAGGGAGCAAAAGUUUCAUGGGUUUUAACCUGGUUUGUGGUGGUUGUUAUGUGGGAAGGGUAAAACAAAAGUCAGGGCUCCAGCUAAGAGAAGUCCUCACCACAACACUUGAACCUGGUCAUUUAGAAAGGUCCAUAUCACAAGAGAAACUGCAACCAGAUAACAACCAGAGAUCAGUUUCAUGAUGCUUUCAAGGAAGGGAGUUCAUUCCGCAGCAGUUCAUUUGCAGAAGAAAUUGCCACAUUGAACUUUGGAGUUAAUAAACUUGAAUCUGAAUGUGAGGUGAAAUGAAAUCUACUACUUCUUAUUCUCCAAUUACUUCCAAGUACUUUGGAUAAAAGUUUGGAUCUUACUCUUCUAAGUCAUAAAAUUGGACAAAAUAGCAUUUUAACCUUUGAAAUUUUGUCAUUGUGAGAAUUGAAUAAGAUUAGUUGAUUGUGUUGUUUUAACACAGUUUAAAACAUGGCUGUGAUUUGCAAGCUGGUACUGAAUGUUGUGUUCGUGCUUUAUCAUUCUUGGUUCUUAUUUUUUCUGCCUUUGAAGUUUGUUGUGGUGCUUAAAGUUGCAAUUUGCAGGUUUCCAUUUUUAAGUAGUAACUACGUGAGUACCAACACGAAGUUUGAACAAAUGAGAGAGAGAGAGCGAGUAGAGAGAGAGUGAGAGAGGGUAGGCAAGGAGUCUGGGAGAGGAAGGGUCAGAAAGUACAGGAUGGUGAGGGAUGGACUGUGGUUAGGGGGAGAAACAAGGGAAACAUCACAACCUACUUCUUUUCCAACUUUCCGGAAGGAUGGAGGGAGGAAGCUAUGUGGAGAGUUUUCCAUAGGUAUGGGAGGGUUUGGGAGGUGUUUAUACCUGGAAAACGAAAUAAAAGGGGGGUGAGAUUUGGGUUUGUAAGAUUUCUGGAUGUGCAGAAUGAGAGUGCACUGGAACAGAGACUACAACAAAUUGUGAUAGGUGCUGAGAGAGUUCAGGUGAACUUGGCGAAAUACUCCAAGGAUGUUGAAACAAGCAAGGGUGUGAUCCUUCGUAAGCCAACUCGUAAUUAUGGUAGACAUGAAGGAGGUGGCAGCAAGGAUCCCAUGUAUGGCAGACGGAGCCAUCAGACGUAUGCACAAGUGGUGGCUGGAGGAAGGAAAGGUGGUAACCGAAAAGGGAGAGGUGCAGGGAUGCAGGAUGGAAACCUGAAGCACGACCGGAAAAUGGCAGGUAUUGAGAUAUGGUCUGGCCCAGAAAUUCCUCCAGGUGACGCUUGGAUGCAGCGGAGCAUGGUGGGCACAGUAUCAAAUCUUGAAGCACUUCCCCUGAUUCAAGAUGCCUUUCUGAUUGAGGGCCACACUACUGUACAGGUGAAGUACAUGGGGGACGACCUAGUUCUGCUUUCUAGCUCAGAAGAUGUAAACUUGGGGGAGAUCCUACAUGAAACGAAAGGUUGGUUGGAGGAAGUGGUGACUAACAUUCGACCCUGGUCACCAACAAUCGCUCCUGUAAACCGAGUGGUUUGGGUGCGGUGCACAGGCCUACCGUUGAAUAUGUGGAAUCCAGAAUGCUUAGGGAGCGUUGUUCUUCCAGUAGGUGAUAUUGUGAAGGUGGAUGAAGGGACAAGUUCCUUUUCUGUUCUUGAAUUUGCUAGGGUUCAAGUCAGAACUACUUCUCUGGAAUCUGUUUCAUUUGCUAGAAAGAUUAUGAUUAAUGGCACCCCAUACACAAUAAGAAUUAUUGAAGAAGGGGGGCAAAAUCAGUGUGCCUGUAUGGCAAGCGUGGAGGACGGAGAGGAUGUGACAUCUGGAUGGUCGUUAAGCGAUGAUCUGAACAACUUAGGUGGUGACGAUUCCGGCGAGGAAGAUGAAGGGACAUGGCCGGUGAACCCUGAUAACCAAACGGCGUCCCAGGGGGUCGGUAACCACUCCCAAGGAGCGAGUAAUGUUCUGGGGGGCAUUAAUGAUGGCGUAAUGGGGGUGGACUUCCCCGUGAAUCUAAUUAUGGAGGAGGAUAAAAUGGGGAGCCAAAUUAUGGGGGAAGCGUGCAAUGACGCAGAUGUAGAAUCUGAAGUGGCGGCGGUGGCCCCCACUACCAAUGAUGAUGGAAUUAAUGAUAAUGUGGUCAAUGGGGGUGGUGCACGUGAGGAGGGUGUGGAGGAUAGUAAUGUAGCAGAUGGUGUGGAUGAGGCAAUAGUGGAACCAGAUAUCCCUAUAAUGAGCCCACAAGGUGGUUUGGGCCAUGGCCCAAUAGCAGUGGAAAACAAUAUACUAAAUUUGGGUCAAUCUGGAGUGAAGACACAUGACACCUCUGUGGAUAUUCUGGGAAGUUGUGGUCACGUGGGGGAAAGCGGAAAUCCUAGCCAGAAACAACAGGAUGGAAACAGAAAAGAGGGUCAGGUGCAAGUCCAUGUGAGCCAUCAAUUAAAAUCCAAGGAGAUGGCUUGUGGCAAUCCUUUGUCGCUAAGCAACUCUUUCUCUCUUCUGCGUAGGCCGAGAAACCUUGGUAGCUCGUUGGCAUCUUCUUCGUCCAAGCAGGUCAGAUCCGGUCCCUCAAUUAUGCAGCGAGGUGAUUCAGAGGUUGAGGUAAGGUCGAACAGCACGCCAACUGGGCCACAUAGUAAAUCUAAAGCUCGAGAGCAUAAUAAGGCUAAGUGGUUAAGGGGGAGAGAAAAAGAGGCACAGAAAAUUUGGGCAAUGGGUCAAGAGCUUGGGGUAACAGCUACAGGUGACGCUUCUGAAGUAAUUUUGCAGCUUAUUGACAUGGAAAAUAGAGAUGCAGAGAUGGCCGGGGCGCAAGGUGGGGCGGUCUCAAAUGGGGGUCAAGCUGGUUUGCCAUGAAGAUCAUCUCUUAUAAUGUAAGAGGAUUGGGGAGCAGGGCCAAGAGGAGGGUGGUUAGGGAGUUGAUGGUCAAGGAGCAGGUUGAUAUGCUUUGUAUUCAGGAGACAAAGUUGGAGACCAUUAAUGCAGGCAUAUGUAGCCAAGUGUGGGGGGAUUCCGAGCUUGAGUGGAAAGCCAAACCAGCUGUGAAUGCAAGUGGUGGACUUCUCUGUCUAUGGAAAUUGGGUGUGUUUCACUUGCAGGACUGUAUAAUAGGGAGUGGUUUUUUGGGUCUGGUGGGACAGUGGGGAGAUUUACCUGACAAUGUCGCCAUUGUAAACAUAUACUCUCCUUGCAGGUUGGAGGAUAAGAGGAGUUUAUGGCGUGAGUUGAUUGAGUGGAAGUCUAGGAGCAGGGUUACUCUGUGGUGUCUAGCUGGUGAUUAUAACUCAGUUAGGUCCCUUGAGGAGCGGAGAGGCAUAGCAGCAGAUGCUGGUUAUCAACGAAGAGAAAUUGCAGAAUUUAACCGGUUUAUUGAAGAGAUGGAGGUCCUGGAUCUACCUCUUUCAGGGCGAAAAUUCACAUGGUACAGACCAAAUGGACUAGCCCAGAGCAGAAUAGAUAGGUUUCUGUUGUCUCCUGAGUGGGUAAACCGUUGGCCUCAUUGUCAGCAGCUGAGUCUUCAUAGAGAUGUGUCAGAUCAUUGCCCACUACUGCUUAGGAAUAUCCACCAAGAUUGGGGCCCAAAGCCCUUCCGGGUAUUAAACUGUUGGUUUAAUGACCCUUCUUUCAGAGGAUUCGUGAAAAACACAUGGGGAGGACUGGAUAUUCAAGGAUGGGGGGCAUACAAGCUGAAAGAAAAACUGAAAUCAUUAAAAGUACAGCUGAAAAGGUGGAAUAAGGAGGAAUUUGGCGACUUAAGGAAUAAAAGAGAGCUAGCAGUGAUGAAAAUAAAGGAGCUUGAUUCUAAAGAAGAGUUAUCCGGUUUGUCGGAGGAGGAGUGUAAUCUUCGCAAGGCGCUGUUUGGUGAAUUUUGGGCUGUAUUGAAACUGCAGGAGUCCCUUCUCUACCAGAAAUCAAGAUCGCAAUGGUUGAAGGAUGGGGACCAAAACUCCAGGUAUUUUCAUUCUUUAAUUAAUUGGAGGAGAAAAGCAAAUACCAUAGUUGGGUUGAUAAUAGAUGAUGUGUGGGAGGAAGAUACGAAAAAGGUAAAAGAAGAGGCGAAGGUUCAUUUUGAGCGACGAUUUGCAGCAAGCCAAGGGGACAGAUUGAGGUUGGAGGGGGUUCAGUUCGAUACCAUCUCACGUGCUGACAAUGAUUUACUAACCGGUCGGUUUGGGGAGGAUGAGAUCAAGGACGCAGUAUGGGAAUGUGGUAGUGAUAAAAGCCCGGGACCGGAUGGAUAUAAUUUUAAGUUUAUUCAAGAAUUUUGGCACUUGCUCAAAAGUGAUUUCCAGAGAGUGUUCGAAGAUUUAUGGAGUAGAGGGAUAUGGCCUAAAGGUAGCAAUGCUUCAUUCAUUGCAUUAAUCCCUAAGGUAGAUUCUCCGAUGGGUUUGAAUGAUUUUCGGCCAAUCUCAUUGAUCGGGUGUAUGUAUAAAGUUGUUUCUAAACUCUUGUCAUUGAGGUUGAAGAGGGUGCUGCCCAAGGUUAUCCAUGACAGUCUGCAUUUCUUGCGGGACGAAAUAUGCUUGACAGUGUGCUUGUGCUGAACGAAGUGCUAGAAGCAGCAAAAAAGGCUAAGAUCCCAACCAUAGCUUUUAAAGUAGACUAUGAAAAAGCCUACGAUUCUGUGAGUUGGGAGUUCCUUGAAUACAUGAUGGUUAGAUUGAAUUUUUGCCGGAAGUGGAUUGACUGGAUUAUGAAUUGCUUGAGAUCAGCUUCAGUAUCAGUUUUGAUUAAUGGGAGCCCUUGUGAGGAGUUCAGAAUGAAGAGAGGGUUGCGCCAGGGAGACCCUCUUGCUCCGUUCCUCUUUUUAAUUGUUGCAGAGGGCCUGAGUGCAUUGUUCCACAGAGCUGUGACAUUGGGUAAAUUCAAGGGAUUUAAUUUUGGCGAGGACUCUGGUAGAGGUGUCAAUCCUCCAAUUUGCAGAUGAUACAAUUUUCCUGGGAGAGGCCUCAGCCCAGAAUGUGUUAACCAUGAAGUGUGUGUUGCGAUGCUUUGAGUUAGCAUCUGGCCUCAAGGUAAAUUUCCAUAAAAGCAGAUUAGCAGGGAUAUCAGUUGAUAAUGAUAGCCUUGGAAGGUUUGCGGCUGUGCUUUACUGUAAAACUAUGAGUCUCCCAUUCACAUAUUUGGGCAUCCCUGUAGGAGGAAAGGCUAGAAGCCUGGCUUUGUGGGAACCUGUAAUUAAUAAAAUGAAGAAGAGGCUUUCUUCUUGGAAACAAAAGCACAUCUCGUUUGGGGGACGUUUAUGUCUUAUCCAAAGCGUUCUAUCUGCGCUACCAUUAUUUUUCCUAUCCUUUUUUAAGCUGCCAGAAGGAGUGCUCAAGGUCUGCAAUAAAAUUAUGCGGAAAUUUCUAUGGGGAGGAGCGGACUUGGAGACAAAAAUUUCAUGGAUAAAAUGGUCAGUGGUUUGUACCCCUAAAGAGAAGGGUGGAUUGGGUGUGAAGAAUUUGCGGCUGUUCAAUGUGGCGCUCCUUGGCAAAUGGAAAUGGAGAUUCUUACACGAACAAAGUAGUCUAUGGUGUAAGGUGGUCAGAGCACGUAAAGGUAAGUUUGGUGUUUCUUCUUGGUGGCGUGAUAUUAAUUCAAUCUGUAGUUUGGAAGGGUGGAAUUGGUUCGAUUCUAGUUUACAAAAACAGUUUCGCUCUGGGGAUGCUACAAAAUUUUGGUCUGAACAUUGGUGUGGGGAUGGAUCUUUAGAGCUGCAAUUCCAUCGGCUCUAUAACCUCUCUAAUCAGAAACAUAACACUGUCAAGGAUAUGGGAAGCUGGGAAAAUGACGUUUGGUCAUGGAACUUCAAAUGGAGAAGGAGACUUUGUGGUAGGGAGGUGGUUUGGCUAGAGGAUUUGUUGGGGGUGGUACAGCAGAUGCAGGUUGUGGAAAAUGUGGGUGAUAAGUGGAUUUGGAGGCAUGAAGGCGAGGGAGCUUACACUGUUAAUUCAUCUUACUGUUUUUUGCAGGAACAUGCUAAUGUUGAGGGUGAUCCAGCGUUCCAAUUGCUUUGGUCUGUGCCUGCUCCUUCUAAUCCAAAAGCGUUGGCCUGGCGAGUGCUAUGGGAUAGGGUGCAAACGAGAGACAACUUGCGCAAGCGUGGAGUAAUUGGCGGCGGCGUGGCAUCUUUGUGCCCAUUGUGUGAGUUUGAGGUUGAGACAAGCUCUCACUUGUUCUUCUUAUGCCCUGCAACUGUGCAAAUUUGGUAUGCUUGUUUUGGCUGGCUAGGCAUCUCCACAGCGUUGGUUCCUUCGUCUCGGCUGCAUAUCAUCCAAUUCCCAUCAAUUGGGAGAAGCAAAGCUCAACACGAGGGUGAGGUAGUGAUCUGGCUGGCAAUUAUAUGGUCUGUGUGGCUGUACAGGAAUAAAGUGAUCUUUCAAGGAGGUAUAUUUGAAUGGGAGCAGGUUUUCGAAAUGGCUCAGUCGCGGGCUUGGCAAUGGCUGAGUGCAAGAGUUGCAGAUUUCUCCUAUUCAUGGUAUGAGUGGAAAUUGAACCCAACCUCAUGCCUGUUAUCUUUAUAAUUGUUCUGCACUGGAUGUAGGGGAUAUUGGUUGGUUGCUGGUAUCAAAGGACAUUAAUUGGAUACAUGUAGGUUUGCAAUACGUAUUAGGGAGUGUGGAAUUUAGUGGCAAAGGAUGUGAGGAAUUAGCUUUUUCACUUGGGAUCGUGGCUGGUGACAUUUGCAGAAGAAGCUGGAGCCAUUUUGAUGUUAUUCCAUGGGUGUAAUCUGUAAUGAGAGCAGCCACUUAUUAGCUGCAAUUUUGUAAUGUAAAGUAUUCCAUGGGAUUUUGCAGGUGUAUAGAAAUUCUGUACUCUUUUUCCUUAACCGGGUUUUCCCAAGGGGGUUUUUCCUGGUAAGGUUUUAACGAGGCACAAUUUCUAUACUCGUCCCUUAGGAAGGGGUGGACUUGAGGUGGGGUACUUUGUUAGUAGGUGUUUUUCUGGUGAUCGUUUUGUAUCAGCUUUUACAUUUAGCGUCUUUGUUUUUUGUCUCUUUCCUUUCCCUCUCUAUAUUGUAUUGGGUUGAAGUACCCCUUGUACUUCUUUCAAUAUAAUUUCAUUGGCUUAUCAAAAAAAAAACUUGGAAGUAUCA
Lotus japonicus is the source of this 9119-nucleotide messenger RNA. RefSeq lists its product as uncharacterized. Lineage: Eukaryota; Viridiplantae; Streptophyta; Magnoliopsida; Fabales; Fabaceae. The record is from RefSeq and is a predicted model, not a curated record. Gene Ontology annotation, molecular function: nucleic acid binding. The transcript has 6 exons. Bases 2885 to 4897 code for a protein of 670 amino acids.